UCCGGAAGGGGCCGGCUGCGGCGUAGCACCGCCCCGGGAGCGACCUUCAGCCUUUCCCCGCCCCACACCAUCGAGACGGGCUGGCCCUUCCCCCAUGUGCGGCCGCAGGGAGCGCGGGAAGGCGCCUGCCCGGCUCAAUGUUAGCUUGCUACUAAUGGGUGUGAGUAAACUGGAUAUUUUGUACAGACGGCUUCUCCUCACUAAACUUUUCAUCCAAGGAUGGGGAAGACCAGAAGAUCUGAAAAGAAUAUUUGAAUUCAGAAAGAUUAUUGGAAACCGGGAAAAAUGCCAGAAGCUGGUUCCAAGAGAUUAUCCAGUGUUCAUUGACAAGGUUGAGGAGCAAUCUGACUGUAAAAUACUCAAUGGGCACUUCAUUUCCCCGUUGAUUCACUACAUUCCCAAUAUCCUGCCAACUGAAUCCAUCAUAGCAAGGUUUCAGUUCAUAAUACCCAAGAGAUGGAACAGCAAAUACAAACCUGUGUGCAUUCAUCUAGCAGGCACUGGAGAUCAUUACUACUGGAGAAGACGCACACUAAUGGCCCGUCCAAUGAUCAAAGAGGCUUGCAUGGCUUCUCUAUUGUUAGAAAACCCUUACUAUGGCUGCAGAAAACCUAAGGACCAAAUUGAGGAAAGAAGAUCAAGUUUAAAAAAUGUCUCUGACCUGUUUGUGAUGGGAGGAGCUCUUGUUUUAGAAUCAGCAGCUCUUUUGCACUGGCUAGAGAGAGAGGGCUAUGGACCUCUAGGGAUGACUGGAAUAUCCAUGGGAGGACAUAUGGCUUCAUUAGCAGUGACAAACUGGCCUAAACCAUUGCCAUUGGUUCCUUGUCUUUCCUGGUCCACAGCUUCUGGUGUCUUUACUACGGGUGUGUUAAGCAAAGCAGUGAACUGGAGAGAGCUAGAGAAACAGUACUAUACACAAACUGUUUAUGAAGAAGAAAUCAUUCAAAUGCUUGAAUAUUGUGGAAUUACUGUUCAUGACCAGCUAUUACAGACACCAGUUUACUUUAGUUCUCAAAAUAAAGCAAUGAAAGAAGACAUAACCAGGUACUCUUUCAAGAUGGGACAAGACUUUGUUAAAAAUUCCCCCAACAGUGUGGACAGUCUGAACAACCUAGCUCUGACUUCCAGAAUGUUGAAUCUGGAUACCACAAGCAAAAUUCUGUCUACAGAAGCCAUUCACUGCCUUAGCACUAGUAAAAGUACUCUAAGUGCCUCAUCAGAAAAACACUUACUGCAAGAUGCUCCUACAAUGCAGUGUAUAAAUCAAACAUUUUCAACCAGCAGCAAUAAGAACUUCACCAGCCUACAGAAGCACCUGAUAAGUGAAGAAAGGAAAAGGGACGCUUUACAGAGAGAAUCACUAAGGUUCAUGAAAGGAGUUAUGGAUGAAUGUACCCAUGUAGCUAAUUUCUCAGUUCCAGUUGACCCAAGUCUAAUCAUAGUUGUUCAAGCCAAGGAGGAUGCGUAUGUUCCACGAACUGGAGUGCGCAGCCUUCAAGAUAUCUGGCCAGGAUGUGAAAUCAGGUAUCUGGGUGGAGGUCAUAUCAGUGCCUACCUCUUCAAACAAGGACUCUUCAGGCAAGCCAUUUAUGAUGCAUUUGAGCGCUUUCUCCAAAAAUAUGCUGCUUAAUGGUCUUCAUUAUUAAUUUACUCAAUGUGGUCUUGUGUGAGCUUUCCGUAUCUGGAAUUGUAUAUUGGCAUGCUUUGGAAAGCCAGCCUAUUACACCAAUCCUGAAUGGAUGGACACCAACACUGAAUGUCAUACCCAGCAAUUAUCAAUAUUGGCAAAGCAUUAAUAAUAGUAGUUUCAGUUCAACCAAAUGCCCAUCUAAGACAUAUCUGCAUUAAUUUGAACCAUGAAAAUUUUGGCAACGUUGGUUAAUGUAUGAGGGAUUCUAUGUACUUCAUAUUGUCUAUUAUUUUAUCACUUCACGUAUGACAUUCUGUUCUGAUUAGUUUGCAUAUCAGCUGUAAAGAGACCAAUAUAAUUCCAAUAGAACUGUUCAAAUCUAUCCUUUAGGAUUUUAAUACUUCUGUAUUUAAUGCAUUGCUAUUUUUUCCUGUUACCAAUUUUUUUCCUGCCCACACUGUUUUGCCUGCUUUUUCCUGUGCUGUUGCUAAAGAUUUGUUUUUAAAAAGGGCUCCUCCUGCAAGCCCAACGUCAUGUGUUUCAUUGCCAUUGUUUUUGAUUGUCCCAAAUUCACCGUUGUGACUUAAAACUGCAGGAAUAAAUAAGAGAAGAUGAACAGCAAUGGGAAUAGAAAAGUCUCUCUCAAAAAAGCGUUAUCUAGGAAAAAAGUAAAUAAAGGCAUAUUUUAUUGA
Molecule: messenger RNA, 2322 nt
Organism: Chelonia mydas (Green sea turtle)
Lineage: Eukaryota; Metazoa; Chordata; Testudines; Cheloniidae
Gene: ABHD18
Product: abhydrolase domain containing 18
Exons: 15
Coding region: 95-1630 (511 amino acids)
Source: RefSeq, a predicted model, not a curated record